Molecule: messenger RNA, 1055 nt
Organism: Dama dama (fallow deer)
Lineage: Eukaryota; Metazoa; Chordata; Mammalia; Artiodactyla; Cervidae
Gene: TMEM216
Product: transmembrane protein 216
Exons: 5
Coding region: 63-488 (141 amino acids)
Biological process (GO): non-motile cilium assembly
Cellular component (GO): ciliary transition zone
Source: RefSeq, a predicted model, not a curated record
GCAACGCCUCGCUGCUCCAGGAGUAGAGGUAGCCGCGUACGCAGUUUCCAUGGGGACUGGAGAUGGCGCCGCGAGGUAAACGGUUGUCCUCCACCCCGCUGGAAAUUCUGUUCUUUCUGAAUGGGUGGUAUUAUGCUACCUAUUUCCUGCUGGAACUCUUCAUAUUUCUGUAUAAAGGUCUCCUGCUCCCAUACCCAACAACCAAUCUAGUCCUGGAUGUGGUGAUGCUCUUCAUGUAUCUCGGAAUUGAAGUAAUUCGACUAUUUUUUGGUACAAAGGGAAACCUCUGCCAGCGAAAGAUGCCACUUGGUAUUAGCGUGGCCUUGACCUUCCCGUCCACCAUGAUGGCCUCCUAUUACCUGCUGCUGCAGACCUAUGUGCUCCGCCUGGAAGCCAUCAUGAAUGGCAUCUUGCUCUUCUUCUGUGGCUCAGAGCUCCUGCUUGAGGUGCUCACCCUGACUGCUUUCUCCAGUAUGGACAGGAUGUGAAGUACAAAAACUUCAGCCAGCAGCCUUAACAGGCUGAGACCAUACAUACCUCUGAUACUUCAGCCACACCAGUGAGAAAUGGCAGGCCAAGUUGUCCUGAGAAAGGUGGCAGCUUUUCCUCGGCACAGAGACCUGGGGAACAAACCCAGCAUAAGGCCACUGGGCACCGUCUUCUCAACCAGGACCAUCAGCCCAGGAGACUCUUCUACACUCCAGAAUAGGGAGGGGCAAGGCUGGUGCCUUCCUGGCCCUUCUCGGAACCAGCUCCCUUCUGACCUCAGGUUUUCCUCUUUGAUCAUCGUGGCCAGAGCAUCUUGUGUGGACCUUUCAGGCUCCCUGAGCUUCCAGAAGGACCUGAGCCACAGGCUCCCCGUGUGUGCUGUGCCCCACAUGUCCUGCAGGAACAUGGGGUGCCUCAGGAGGGUGUGCUCCCAGAGCGAUGCAAAAGCCGCUCAUCGCAUUUCUCAGACUGAGCUCCAGAGCUUUUUAAGUAGCUCAUAGUGUUAUUUUUCUACUCUCAUCAUGAAACAAACAUUAUUUUAUAAUAAAUAUGUAUUUUCUAUUGUG